CGCCAGACGACGUUACUCAAGACGCAAGUGGUAGACGGUACACGUAAACGGAACCAAAGCCGCAGUGAUAGAGUACUGGCUGUAACACACUCGGGCGUGUCGGUGUCUUCACCUAGAGCCCGAAGGUACGAAAUACCGAUACGGAGAUCAUCUUCACAGAACAAUACGUAGAAAGAAAGAGAGAGAGAGAAAGAGGUUGACCCCAAAGUUUAUUUGACAUAAGCACGUUUGUGACCUUUAGUUUUGUUAAAAGAUUAUGGUGUUUGUUGGGUUUGUGUUCAGGUGAAUUAUAAUGGGUAGUGAUUAGUGAUUAUUUCGCGUUCGACUUUUGGAAAUCGUAAUAUUUAAAUAAUGAAAAAGAAGGCUAUAGUAAUUUUGCUGUUUUCGGCUGCAGUAUUCGCUAUAACAACGGCGCAAUGUCCUUGGCAUCAAAAAGUACCAGAACUACUGUCGUCCUGUCUAUGUUCGUAUAAUUUAGGACACGAACUAUCAGUUCAAUGUGACAUAGUGGAUUUUCCGAUACUCUUAUCUGCUCUAAAUCGAUACGCCUCAUCAACCCCUCUGGAUUUACUUUAUAUCAAUAAUUCUACUAUCAAAGAAUUGAAUGACGAAAUUUUCGUCAAGCUCAAAGUACAAAGUAUGCAACUUUCCGGUUGUAGCAUCAAAAAAAUUAGCGACGAUGCUUUUGCGGGGUUAGAACAAAAUUUGAGAAACUUAAAUUUGCAAGAUAACGAAUUAACCGAAGUACCAGUGAAGAGUUUGAAGAAUUUAAAAAAUUUAUCUCUAUUGGAUCUUUCGCAUAAUAAGAUCAAUCGAGUUCCCUCCGGCGCGUUUGAAACAUUAACAAAAUUAGCAACUUUAAAAUUAUCAGAUAACAAUAUAACUAUGGAAAAGGGCGCUUUAAAAGGCUUGGAAAUUAGUUUGAAGAACUUGAAUUUAAAAGGAACUAAACAGAAAAAAGUACCUGAAGCUAUACAGGGAAUGAAAACUUUAGCGUUUUUGGAUUUAUCUCAAAAUAGCUUGAAGGAACUACCAGGACCUAACGGUGAUCAAGCUUUCGAAGGCUUAUCCUCUCUUACAGCCUUAAAUUUAGAAAGGAAUCUCAUUCAAACUUUACACGAAAACGCUUUCCACGGGAUAAGAAAAACAUUGAGCUCUUUGAGUCUUUUGAACAACUUACUACCUGAUUUUCCUACUGCUGCAUUAGGUGCUUUGAAAGAAUUACGUGUUUUGGAUAUAGGAUUCAAUUUAUUAACGGAACUACCCGAAAAUGCUUUUAGCGGAAAUCCUUCUGUAACGUUACUAGCUUUAGAUGGGAAUCCUUUAGCUACGGUACCUUUUGAAGCUUUAUCGCAUUUGAACAACACUUUGAGGGGAUUGAGUCUUGGAGGAAGGUUUAUGCAUUGUGAUUGCCGGUUAGCAUGGGUUAUCAAUUGGAUCCGUAAUGGUGAUCUUCAAGUAACAAGUAGAGAACGCAAUCCACAAUUUUGCGGUAGUCCACCGAGAUUUCGAGAUCGAACUUUCUACAACAUUCAACCGGAAGAACUCGGAUGUCCACUUAAAGAAAAAGCCACUACUACAACAACUAUCGCAACACCUACAACUGUUUAUAAGAAGAAAGAAGUCGUAGUGGAAAAACCUAAAGAACCAGUUGGAGUUGCUACGGUUGUCAGCGCCGAUUUAGAUGAUGUGAUUCAAGCUAAUCCAGAUGUUCUACCACCUGCAUCUUCAACAACUAGAGCUCCUUCAACUAAAACCACGACCAUCUUUAGUAGCACCUCUACGACAAGUAGGGUAACAAGUUCGUCUUCGACUACAGCAAGAAGUACGACACCGAAACAAUCGAUUCCUCAUUGGAAGAGCCCUCAGAAGACACCUACGGUAUUAGCGUAUCCUGCAAGAGGUAAAGAGGAUACAAAGGAAGUGAUUGUGAAAAACGCUUUUAGACAAGACAACUCUGUUAUAAUACAAUGGAGUUCUAAUACGGCCAACAUACUCGGUUUUAGGGUUGUAUAUAGGUUGUUUGGAGAUAAAAGUUUUAAACAAGGACCUCCUUUAGAAGCCAGCGAAAGGGAGUUCAAAAUCAAGAACGUUCCAUCACAGGAAUGCAUUAUAGUUUGCGUCGUGUCUCUGGAAGAAAUCAACGUCACUCCAGACACAGUUCCUUAUACGCAAUGUCGUGAAGUACGUACAGUAUCAUCGGCGUCUUCUAAUAUGGAUAAAAUCACCAUAGCAGCAAGUGCUGCUAUAUGCGGUACGAUAGUCGUGGCAGUUAUAGUUUUUAUAGCAGCUUCCAGAAGACGAUCGAGGAAAAUGCACGAAUUACACCAACAGAAACUGGGAAUGAAACACGGUAUACCCAUAGCUGGUUUACCUGUUAAUUGUUGCACCGGUAUGCCAGCUAGUCCCGGUGAACCGCUAUCUUCGUUGGCUACUUUGAAUGCUUUUAACGCCACAAAAGAAUGGGAUCAAAUAUCAGCUUACAGCACUCACAGUCAAAGACCGAGGAUGUAUACUUGCGAUGCUCCCCCUUCCUUGGACGAAAUGCGAUCCCAUUUCGGACCGAAACCUCAUAAAAGAUCGAACGCUGACGGACAAUCACAAAAUAGUUUUUCCAAUCAUUCCGGAAGAUAUCUAACGGCGAAUGCAUUCCCUAACAAUCUGUUAGCAUCGAGACAAGAUUUACGCCAAUCCCGGCAAUCGUUAGCGAUGCAAUCGGACAGGAUGUCGUCUUCUCGAGUACCUCAUCCGGCUCAUUCCGUAGUAUCCUCCAGCAGACGAUCGAGACCGAGGUCAAGGUCGCGCGAUCACCAGAGACCGAGCAGUCGAUAUAGUAACGCCGGUUCGACGCAUACCCUCAACAAUUAUUGUGAUAAUUCGGAUAAUUGGACCGAUCACGAUAUGGACAUAUAUAUGGCUAGGAAUCCAACGACUAGGAACGGAUUGGUGCCUCUGUGAGACUGACAUGGAACGUUAAAAUUUUCAAUAAAUGUAGGAGAAAGUUGUACAAAAAAAAUUCGUUCUAGAAUGGUUUAGAACGUUUUAAAAUGUAUCCUGUAUAACAACUGUAGUUAAUUACGAAAUUUUUUCAAUGUUUCGUAAUAUUUUUCAUUUAGGAAGUGAGGUUAUGGAUUGAACAACGUUUGGGAAUAUUCUAAAAGACUCAAAUUAUCAUUAGAGGUAUGUUACACCUUCGGUAAAGAAUUAAUUGCGUCCAAACAGUUUUGAGAAUGUUUUGUAUUUUCCUAUCUGUUAAGUAAAAUAAAUUCCUAAAUCUAUC
Diorhabda sublineata is the source of this 3280-nucleotide messenger RNA. It is a transcript of the gene haf, whose product is annotated as vasorin. Gene Ontology annotation, molecular function: protein binding. NCBI's taxonomy places the organism in Eukaryota, Metazoa, Arthropoda, Insecta, Coleoptera, Chrysomelidae. The record is from RefSeq and is a predicted model, not a curated record. Bases 352 to 2958 code for a protein of 868 amino acids. The transcript is spliced from 7 exons.